CGUUUUUAACAUUUUAAGGUAAAUAUUGCACUUUAAAUAACAUACGUAAGUAAAUAAAUGUAUUUAUAAUGUUUUAAUAAUAUUAUUAGAAAAAAAAAUCGUUCAGUCAAGUAUUAAAAAAUAAAUAGAUAAACGAUUUUAGGAUGAGCCUCUUUUACCUCAGCAGAGGGUUUGUUUAUUCAUGGGCAGGCUGAUGCACAGUGCGUGCGCAAAGGAUUGUGGGCUCGGCGCGUAUGUUUCCAUCAUGGCGGCGUCAAUUUCGGGAUACACUUUUAGUUCUGUGUGUUAUCACAGUGCCAACAGCAAUUCCGACCAUGAGGGCUUCCUGUUGGGAGAAGUGAGACAAGAGGAGACUUUAAGCAUCAGUGACUCACACAUUGGUAGCUCAGAAUUCCUCAAUGUAAUAGAGGUCCAUAAUCAUGAACCUUGUGCACAACUGUUUAGCUUUUAUGACUAUGCAGGUAACGUCAAUGAAGAAAAUCUCAACAGAAUCCUCAAGGACAGAAGAAAAAAUGUUAUCGGCUGGUACCGGUUUAGAAGGAACACUCAACAGCAGAUGUCAUUCAGGGAGCAGGUGAUCCAUAAGCAGUUGACCCAUAUACUUGGCAUCCCAGAUCUGGUCUUCCUCCUCUUCAGCUUCAUCUCCACAGCCAAUAGUUCCACACAUGCUUUGGAGUAUGUGCUCUUCAGGCCCAACAGAAAGUAUAAUCAGAGGAUAUCUCUAAGCAUCCCAAACCUGGGCAACACCAGUCAACAGGAAUAUAAAGUCUCAUCUGUGCCGAACACCUCCAAGAACUACGCCAGUGUCAUUAAAGAACAUGGGACUGAGUUCUUUGAUAAGGAUGGGGUGAUGAAAGACAUUCGUGCUAUUUUUCAAGUAUACAGUGCCCUUCAAGAAAGAGUGCAGGCGGUGUGUUGUGAAGUGGAUCAAAGUGAACGAGUGAGGGAGAAAAUCCAAGAAGAAGUGAACAAACUCAAAGAGGAAAUCGCUCUCAGGAAACGUAACAGCGCUGAGGAAGAGAGAAGACUCCAAGAGGCGGCCGCUGUCACGCUUCCCGAAAACUCUGCCCUUCCAGACUCCUCACACUCUUCCCUGACUCGAGUCGUGCUCUCAGGUCCCUCGGUGGAGCCCAGUUUAGAGAGACCCGUGAACUCGUCAUCUCCACCAAUCUACAGCACCACACUGCCUCCAGAUUCACCAAGCGCUAUACUGCUGCCCCGGCCCCAAGCCGUAGGUUCGCCCGGCCACCCAUCUCCCAGUUUGGGCCUGGGCAACGGAGACGGUUCGAGCUCGGAUUCCCUAAACCGCCAGGCCACCGGCCAGGAAGACCAGGAGGAUGAUGACGAUGACGAGGACAGUAGCGAGUACGAAAAUUUAGUUAGCGAGCAAUUGCAACCACCUUCCUUAACAGAAACUGUUACGUUAGGACGACCGGCUACUCUGUGGCCCGACGGAGACGCCCACAGCCCGCCGGGCUCAUAGUAGUUGAACAAACCAACGGGGAUAUUGAUGAACGAACAGAACUAGGUGUGAUCGUGUGGUCGGUGGUGUUAUGAACACAAACAAGCACUUGCCUUUUGUGAGUUUGACAAUGUUGUACACAUUUAACAGCUCUGUGCAGGGGACGUCAUCAUGUUUCGACAAACUCCGGAACUUCGAAGUGGAAUGGAAUGACAUCCCCAUCCAUGACCGACAGCCCCCCCUUUUCUCCGCUUCAUGCUCUCCUCUCUGGUUUUGUUCGAGUGGAGAGGUGCAACCUGCUUAUCUCGGCGUCUGCUACUCACUGGAGUCAUUCGGUUCUUGCACCAUUUACCUCUUGCACUGUUUUGCCUUCUUUUGAUCUGCAAUUGAAUAGAAAAGCAAAGGGAAUGAUGUCUUUUUUUUGCGGCCUUCAAACACGUGUGAGCUUGUUCAUUGUCUCGCUUCAUAAAUCUGAAUGGACAGAAAAAAAAAUCACAGUUAUAAUAAGUGCUUAGAUCUACGGCUGACACUUGAACAGUUCUUGUUCUAGAAAAUGUAUUUUAUUUUUGGUUUUAUCAGUUAUAUUUGAUUUGAUUGAGUAAUAUAAUGGCCUAUUCAUGAUCAGUUUUGGUCAACGAUUAUAAAAGUUACUUUAAUAAGGGGUGCUUGUAUUUUCUAUGACAUACUGUAGAUCACUACUAAUUUCAUUAGCUUCAAUCAAACACAUUUUUGUCCUAAUGAAUGAAUCGAUUAUCCUGUUAUUUUCUGCUGCACUUCAAACUUUCACCAUUGAGCUUUAAAUGAAUUUUCCGGUCGAACGGAGCCAAUCAGAAACUGGAAGGGUCAAAAUGCAGCAUCAUCGAUCUCAGGAUUCUUUUACAGUACCAGGACUGUUGCUUUCUCUCAUCAUCUUGUCCACAUGCCUUUGUUCUUAAGUUGCAAAGACGUGAUUGCUCAAAGCGAUGCAGCAGUGGAUCAGUUUAGCGCUCCAUGAUAACUUCAAAUAAAGAUUUCAGCCAUAUGCAGCAGAUCUUUAAAGGUAGAAGCACAGUUUUGUCAUCUGUUAGUGGAUGUUUUGCCAUGUCUGAUCAAACCAAAAUGACAUUUCCCUCAAAAGACUGUAUAUGUGUGAAUCUCAGAAAAACAAGUCUGGGUCAUUUUACCAUUAACCAUUAAAAAUAAAAAUAUACCAUUGAAUAACAAAAUUUAAUUUACCUUUAAAGGGAUAGUUCACCCAAAAAUGAAAACUGUCAUUAAUUAUUCACCUCCAUGUUGUUCCAAAGCCGCAAGACCUUUGUUCAUCUUCAAAACACAAAUUAAAAAAUUUUUCUGAUGAAAUCUGAGAACUUUCUGACCCUGCAUAGACAGCAGUGCAACUGACACAUUCAAGGCCCAGAAAGGUAUUAAAGGAACACUGACAUGGACAAGGAGAAAUUGUUGAAUAAAGUUCUUAUUUUUGUUUUCUUGGCGUACAAAAAGUAUUCUUGUAGUUUCAUAAAAGUACAGCUGAACCAUUGAUGUCACAUGGACUAUUUUAACAAUGUCCUAACUACCUUUCUGGGUCUUGAACAUGGUAGUUGCACUGCUGUCUAUGCAGGGAUAGAAAGGUCUUAUGGGUUUAGAAUGACAUGAGGGUAAUUAAUGACAGAAUUUUCAUUUUUGGGUGAACUAUCCCUUAAAUACCAUAUAUAAUGGUAAAUGAUAAAUACUUUUGUUUAAAGUUACUAUAUAAUGGUAAAUUUGCAAUAUAUAUACUCAUAACUGUAAACAAUCUAUAGGUCUACUUUAGAUUUUUUUCUCUUUCUCGUAAUACAGUAAUGUUUUACCUUGUCGACAAAGUAUAACAAUGAAGUUUGGAGAUUUAGUGGAAACUAAUGUUAGAAUGUAAAAAACAUCACGAAAAUGUAAUAGUCCACUCCUCUUAAGUUUUUUUCCAGUUACAAAUAUUAUACAAAUAUACAGUUGAGGUCAAAAGUUUACAUACACCUUGCAGAAUCUGCAAAAUGUUAAUUAUUUUACCAAAAUAAGAGAGAUCAUAUAAAAUGCAUGUUAUUUUUUUUUUAGUACUGACCUGAAUAAUAUAUUUCACAUAAAAGAUGUUUACAUAUAGUGCACAAGAGAAAAUAAUAGUUGGAAUUUAUAAAAAUGACCCUGUUCAAAAGUUUACAUACGCUUGAUUCUUAAUACUGUGUUGUUACCUGAAUGAUCCACAGCUGUUUGUUGUUUGUUGUUGUUGUUUGUUUUGUGCUUGGUGAUAGUUGUUAAUUAGUCCCUUGUCAUGAACAGUUAAACUGCCCGCUGUUCUUCAGAAAAUCCUUCAAGUCCCACAAAUUCUUUGGUUUUCCAGCAUUUUUGUGUAUUUGAACCCUUUCCAACAGUAACGGUAUGAUUUUGAGAUCCAUCUUUUCACACUCAGGACAACUGAGGGACUCAUAUGCAACUAUUAUGCAACAUAUUGAAUGAUGAUGUGUACAUUUUUCUUAUUUUGCCUAAAUAUAUAUAUUUUUUUCAUUUAGUACUGCCCUUUAGAAGCUACAGAAGAUACUUACAUGUUUUCCAGAAGACAAAAUAAGUUAAAUUUACCCUGAUCUUCAAAUUUAAAAAGUUUUCACCCCCUGGCUCUUAAUGCAUCAUUUGUCCUUCUAAAGCAUCAGUGAGCAUUUGAAUCUUCUGUAAUAGUUGCAUAUGAGUCCCUCGGUUGUCCUGUGUGAAAAGAUGAAUCUCAAAAUCAUAGUCAUUGUUGGAAGGGGUUCUGCUGAAAAAUGUUAGAAAUGCUGAAAGACCAAAGACUUUGUGGGACCUCAUGGAUUUUUCUGAAGAAUAGCAGGCAGUUUAACUGACAAACAAGGGACUCGUGAACAACUAUCACUAAACAAAAAAAUUCAGGUAACAACACAGUUUUAAAAAUCAAGCGUAUGUAAACUUUUGAACGGGUCAUUUUAUAAAUUCAACUAUUAUUUUCUCUUGUAGACUGUAUGUAAACAUCUUUUAUGUGAAAUAUAUUAUGCAGGUCAGUACUAAAUAAAAAAACAUGUAUCCCUCUUAUUUUGCUAAAAUAACAUCUUGCAGAUUCUGCAAGGUGUAUGUAAACUUUUGACCUCAACUGUAUAUAGACUUGAAACAUGUUCUUGUGAGAUUCACCCAUAUCGUGCACAUUGCAAUCAAUUCGGGCAAGUGACUUGAAUCAGAUUGAUGAGCUGUCAAGACUUUUUCACCCAAAGACUCCAAAACGAUUUUCUUAGUUGUAUCUCAGGAUCUGACGCUCUGACAUUUAUUUUGGCAGAGGCUGAGAAUGUCUCAUGUUUCAUUCAGUAUAUUUCUCCAGUUCUGUGUAGGACAGAAAAAUAACAAAUGUUUGUUCCCUGGCAUGAGUGUGAAUGAGAGUACACUGACAGAGAUGUUUUAGUCAGCUGUAUCAUGUUGCAUCGACCGUCUGCUUUAGAUGUUUCUCUGGCUUUGGCAUCUCUUCAUGCGUACAGCCAAAAACCACCACCACCCAUGGUUUUCAACACAAAUAUGUAAGCGUUAAACUGAACAGUGACAGUAAAGUGGAGAGAUGCCACAUUUGAACUUGACAUGGGCUUGUUUGGACAGCUGGCAACCAGUCGCUCAGAGCUUUAAAAUGUCAUUUUAUCAUAACUAACAUGUUUCUUAGAAAGCUCAAAUGAACAUAAAUGCCACUUAAGAUGAUAAAAUAUAUAUCUACAUAUACACAGUUUGAUCUGGGUUUUUUUUUCCAACAAAUAUUUGCUAUUUAUGACUAAUCUGAACAUUUGAAGACACCUCAACUAAUUAAGUGUCAUUGCCUUUCGCCCUCUCCUUACAGAUGCUUUCAAAUCUGAUAACGAAGUAAAUCCAAAUGUGGCACUGUGCCAUUUUAAUGGGGAAAUUGCAAUGAUGUGAUUGUCAUUUUUAUUGUCAGUUUAGUCAGCUGCAGGUCAGACAUUACUUGUUUCCCUGCGAUCGAGCAGCUGCGAGUGAUUAACAUUGUUCCCAUCAGAAUUGGACUGAAGUCUCUCGUGUUUUACAAGUGCGGGCUGUGUUUGGCAGGCUGAUGCACUACUGCAAGCACCUGCAAGCAUUAAUCGUUCCAUCAACUUGUCAUAAAUCUGUCAACCUGUUUACAAAUAUGAAGAAAAUUCCCUAUUAUAAAGCAGUAGCAGUGUUUCAGCAAACACAUAUUGUGGCUAAUUUGCCCAUUCUGUCAUCAUUUGCUCGCCCUCAUGUCCUUCCAAGACUUUGUUGUAAUGUAAAAGAUCUCUUUUUUAUACAAUGAAUGUGGAUGGAGACCAAGUCCAAAGUACAAGUACAAAAACAUCAUAAAAGCUGUCUAUAUGUGACCUCUGCACUAUAUUCCAACUCUGAAGCCAUAUUAUAACAGUUUCACUGUAUGAAAAAGAGCAGCUUGAACAUUAUUACAAACGUCUCACAGUUUUAUAGGGGAGAAUAAAUUGUGACAGAUUUUUAAUUUUAAGCCUCACCAAAAUAUUAGGGCAAAAAAGGCACUUUUUCCCCUCAGACAUUAUCCUUAUCGGUUCCUUUAUUAGGCCCAUUUGUCUUGCAGUCUGUGAAAUCGUAACUGGCACUCGAAGCCAAAAUUUAACAUGUGGGUUUUGCUAGCCUCAGAUUUCCCAAGACCUCCGUAUCCAGCCAAGAAUAACUAUAUGAUUUGUUACUCUUCACACAAGACAAAGUGAGUUUAGCGAUCAAUUGUGUUCGGUUAUUCAAUUCCCCUUUGAUUGAAUGUGACCGUUUUCUCACCUAUGACGGCGAAAUCUUUCAGCCUCAGGUGAAACAUCCUUCCAAACUUUCCAGAAAUGUCGAGUUUUCGGUCAUAUAAGCUCAAUUUUGUGUCCUUGAGGCUAGUUAUAUUAGCUACAAAACAUAAACAUGUAGGAAUUGUGCCUAAUAAUGUAAAUAAAUCAAAUAAAGUACAG
Molecule: messenger RNA, 6399 nt
Organism: Labeo rohita (rohu)
Lineage: Eukaryota; Metazoa; Chordata; Actinopteri; Cypriniformes; Cyprinidae
Gene: abraxas2
Product: abraxas 2, BRISC complex subunit
Exons: 9
Coding region: 182-1483 (433 amino acids)
Biological process (GO): mitotic spindle assembly; protein K63-linked deubiquitination; attachment of spindle microtubules to kinetochore
Cellular component (GO): nucleus
Molecular function (GO): polyubiquitin modification-dependent protein binding; microtubule binding
Source: RefSeq, a predicted model, not a curated record